Molecule: messenger RNA, 1368 nt
Organism: Conger conger (European conger)
Lineage: Eukaryota; Metazoa; Chordata; Actinopteri; Anguilliformes; Congridae
Product: hypoxanthine-guanine phosphoribosyltransferase-like
Exons: 9
Coding region: 144-824 (226 amino acids)
Biological process (GO): hypoxanthine metabolic process; guanine salvage; IMP salvage
Molecular function (GO): magnesium ion binding; hypoxanthine phosphoribosyltransferase activity
Source: RefSeq, a predicted model, not a curated record
ACUAGGUAGGUGGAGCCCUGCGAUUCAUUCGUUGGUGUUCUCCUCCUCCGUUUAGCGAAGCUGGAGCAGUUUCUUCUUAUGAAGUGAUAACGCUAAACCGUCUCCCGUGAAGUGUGCAGGGCACAUUACAAGUUGAAGCAAACAUGACAGAGAGCUGUGCAACCAAAACCGCGCAGAGGGACGGAAGGAUUGUGAUCGAAGAUGACUGGCCUGGCUACAGCUUGGACCUCUUUACUUACCCAGAGCACUACUGUGGGGAUUUAGAAAGCGUCUACAUCCCCCAUGGCGUCAUAAUGGACAGGACAGAGCGGUUGGCCAGGAACAUAAUGGAUGAUAUCGGGGACCACGACAUUGUGGUGCUGUGCGUGCUGAAGGGCGGGUACAAGUUCUGUGCUGACCUGGUGGAGUUCAUCAAGGCUUUGAGCCGCAACUCCAACAAAUCUCUGCUCAUGAGGGUCGACUUCAUCCGGCUCAAGAGCUACUUAAAUGACCAUUCCACUGAAGACAUGCACAUCCUGGGUGGGGAGGAUCUCUCUGUCCUCAGUGGGAAGAACGUUUUGAUUGUUGAGGCUAUAGUGGACACCGGAAAGACCAUGAAUGCACUUCUUAAGUACGUUGAGGCCUUCCAGCCGAAGAUGGUGAGAGUAGCCGGUUUGCUGGUGAAGAGGGUGGCCAAUGGAGUGGGAAGACUUCCUGACUAUGUGGGAUUUGAAAUCCCAAAUCUCUUUGUCGUUGGUUACGCCUUGGACUACAAUGAAUAUUUCCGAGACCUCAAUCAUAUAUGUGUAAUCAGUGAACAAGGGAAGAUGAAGUACAAGGUUUGAGGAGCACAAACAGCAGCGUCUUAUGGACUUACCACUGAAACUCGGUGAAAAGGAAGUACAUAAUCACAUUUGUUCCAUUUGUGUUCCUCUGAGGAUUGGUUCAAACCAUUUUGCAGCCAUAUUAUAUACUCCAGACUAUAGCAGUGCUCCUGAUGUGCCUUUGAUAUUGCAAAAAAGUUAAAUAAUGUACAAAAUUCUGUUUUUUUUAAACUAGCUUUGCUAUUGUGAACUUUUUCCAUGCUGUAUACCGUGUGCUUGCUUGACAGUGAAAUUAAUUUAGAUAUGUGCCAUUUUAAAUAUGUUCCUGUUCUUCAGCUUAUUAGCGGUUUAUUGAGUUUAUCUUGUAUUUUAAAGCCUGUUGUAUGUUGUGAUGUCCAAUGGCUGGAUGAACUACUACCUAUGCAUUAUUCUAAAGCUGUGUGGCUCAAAUUUGUAUCUAAUAGUUGUAAUACAAAUAUAAUAUCUAAUUACAGGUUAAUAAGAUUCAUUCAAUUAAUUUACACUGAAUUCAUUGUAAAUAAAUGUAUGUCUGUCUUCUUACUGA